AUGUUCUUCACUUCCACUUCAUUGUCUUCCCGCUCCUGCAGCAGUUGGUCACACAGGAGUUUGGAUGACUCCAAUUCCUUAAGUGCUGCCCUCAGUUUAAUUUCCAUUUCCUUUGCCCGGGUCAUCAUAUUGGCAGAUAAUUUCCAAGGAGAUAUUGCGAUACCAAACGUUGACUACUUCAAACCACCAACUAGUGCCCCAGUCAACAAGAUAAACAAGUCACUUCAAGAAGAGGUAGAGAGGCUGAAGAAAGAGGUGCUAUUAGAGGGACUUCAGGUUGAAGAAGAGGGCCUGCCUGAUAUAUUGAGGAAGAGGACCAAACAACCUUUGCCGUUGUCGCAAGAGAAGCCAAAGAAAUACAAUGAAGCUGUGCUGAUGACGAAGGCUUUGCCUCCAGGCUUAGAUAAAUCGCUGUUGUUAAAAAACGGCAAAUUACCUCCAGAUGAAAUGUUAGAUAAUUACACUAAUUCGUUUAAUCAAACGAAAUCGGAGCACUUCAAUCAAACAACGGUACAGGAUAACCUGACCGAAUCGGAGAGUUUGGAACAAGACGGCGUAUUAGUCGUAAACGUAUCAACGAACCACAUACUCAAUUUAGACGAGUUCUACCCUAAUCUACAAAUCACUAAUGUCUCUAACAAAAUGGAUGAGAUCACUAAUAAGAUUCAGAGCAACAGUAGGGAGAUUACAGGAGAUUCUAAAAAUAACAUCAAGUUCAAGGGUCUGCCUGAUAACAUCACCGUGGCUCCUGCUCCCACUAAUGGAGUUUUGCCAUCGAGUGAGCAGGAUGAAGAGAAGAUAAUAAACAAAACAGAUUUAGAAGAUGGAAAGUUGUCAGAACCUAACUUGUUGAGACCGACGGAGAGCCUGCAGAAUCUGAUGGAUGAGACUGGAGGUAGACGUUACCGACGGAGGAGAAGGAGACACGGUAAUGGAAGACGGCUUAGAAAUAUCCACUCAAGCGAGAGAGCAGGACAGAAUACGUUUGACUCUUCUGAAAAUAAAACGACAUCCCAAUUUGUAAGGAAAAAGUUUUUUCGUCACCACAAGAAGCACAACAGUGGAGAACUUAGAACUGAAAAGAAGUUCGAAAUUCCUGAACAUGAGUUCGAAGAGAGGUUCGAAGUGAAACCGCCACCAAAAAAUAUUUUGAAUGAAACAGAAACGCAAAAUUUUGACAAUUGGUUUUUUCGAAACGACACUGAUGACUUAGAAGCGGUUGAAAGUAAUUACUAUAAUGGAACUGAGGCAAAAAAACGUCAUCGCUCAAUACGUGCAGCGACGAACAGGAAGGAAAGAAUUUGGGAGAACGGCGUGAUUCCCUACGAGAUCGAUGGUAACUUCAGCGGGGCCCACAAGUCCUUGUUCAAACAAGCUAUGAGACAUUGGGAAAACUUCACUUGCGUGAAAUUCGUAGAAAGAGACGCUGAUCUACAUAAAGAUUACAUUGUUUUUACUGAACGUCCUUGUGGAUGUUGCUCCUUCGUUGGGAAGCGCGGCAGUGGUGCUCAAGCAAUCUCCAUCGGGAAGAAUUGUGAUAAGUUCGGCAUUGUAGUCCAUGAGCUGGGUCACGUGGUUGGGUUCUGGCACGAGCACACGAGACCGGAUCGAGAUCGCCAUGUUCAGAUCAUCAGGGAUAAUAUUAUGCUCGGUCAAGAAUACAACUUCAACAAGCUGACAGAAGAAGAAGUGAAUUCCCUUGGACAGACGUAUGACUACGACUCCAUCAUGCACUAUGCGAGGAACACAUUCAGUAAAGGGACGUAUCUGGACACCAUACUGCCUUUAGAGGUCCACGGGAAGAAGAGACCGGAGAUAGGACAGAGAGUGAGAUUGAGUGUCAGCGAUAUAGCACAGACCAAUUUGCUGUAUAAGUGCGCAAAAUGCGGAAGAACACUGUUGGGGAACUCAGGGUGGUUCAAUUCACCCGGGUGGGGCAGUGAGACGCCUCCAGCAACCCCGGAACGAUGCGAAUGGAGGAUUGUGGCAACACACGGAGAAAGAGUCGUACUCAACAUUACCGAAAUCGACAUACACAAGUCAGAAGACUGCAGGUCUGAAUGGGUGGAAGUUAGAGAUGGGUACAUGCCCGACGCUCCCGUUCUGGGCAGGGUCUGCGGAUCUGGCAAAGGACCCAUGAUGAGGUCAACUGGCUCCAGACUGACUGUUGUAUACCAACCUGGGCCAAGACCCAAACCUCAUAGAGGUUUUAGGGCAUUUUAUGAAGCUGUUUGUGGAGGAGAUAUAGAAGUAGACAGCACCGGUCAUCUGGAGUCACCGAAUUAUCCUGAUGACUAUCAACCCAACAAGCUAUGCAUUUGGAGGCUUUCUGUACCACAGGACUACCAAGUCGCUCUUCGCUUUCAUUCCUUCGAAGUAGAGAACCACGAUACUUGUUCUUACGACAAGGUCAAAGUAAGGGAUGGUGACUCCAUGGAUAGUCCACUUAUCGGUAUGUUCUGCGGACAUAAAAUACCUCCAGAUAUCAGGUCUACAUCCAACAAAUUAUUGGUCAUCUUCGAAUCGGACAGCACAGUUCAGAAGGCUGGUUUCUCCGCGACUUUCAUGAAAGAGUUUGACGAGUGCGCUUCAAUAGAACAUGGGUGCAGUCACUCUUGUGUCAACACUCUCGGAGGGUAUGAAUGUGCUUGCGACAUUGGAUACGAACUACAUUCGGAUGGGAAAAAGUGCGAGAAUGCUUGCGGAGGUUCACUAUACGCACCAAACGGAACGAUAACGUCACCAUCAUUCCCCGACUUGUAUCCACCUUCAAAGAACUGCCUCUGGGAGAUUGUAGCCCCUCCACAGCACAGGAUCACUCUGAACUUCACACACUUCGAUUUGGAGGGCAACAAUAUGUACCAGCAGGAGUGUGAGUAUGACAGUGUGACGGUGCACUCCAAGUUGGGAGCUGAUGUGUUGAGGAGGCAUGGAGUGUUUUGUGGAUCUGCGCUACCACCGCCCGUUACUUCUGAUGGAUCUGUAUUGAGAGUACAGUGUCAGAAGUGGGAUUGGAGAAAAAUGCCGCUAGUGCCGCAGGACGUAAGAGGAGUGAGUACCCGUGCUAUGUCAGAAGCGCAGCGUGUGAGGGAAGAGGGUGCUGCAGCUCAGACCAGCGAUGCAGAAGCCAAGCCUGUGCAGAUGGAUCUUCUGCUACAGCUGCGGCAAAUGAUGGCAGAACAGCUGCGUGAGCUGAAAGAAGAUCAAGCGCGCCGCCAAGAAGAGCAAGCACGCUGUCAGGCAGAACAGCUGCGGGAGCUGAAAGAAGAUCAAGCGCGCCGCCAAGAAGAGCAAGCGCGCCGCCAAGAAGAGCAAGCGCGCCGCCAAGAAGAGCAAGCACGCUGUCAGUCAGAACAGCUGCGGGAGCUGAAAGAAGAUCAAGCUCGUCGCCAAGAGGAGCAAGCGCGUCGCUUGGAAGACAUGCAUAAAGAUUUCACGAAGGGACUGCAAAAGGCUGUCGAACGGGUACAAGAAGUGGAGGAAGGUUUAGGCAAGUUGGAACAUCGCGUCAUGGCGAUAGAGGAGAGAGUGGAAGAAGAGAUCUCCAAAAUCAAGCAGGAAAUGACAAGCCCAAGCCCUUUGAAGAGCCGAAGCCGUCUUGCAGCCGUUUUUGACGCCCCAAAUGCGGCCUCAAGCGCAACGAAAGGGCUGAAGAUUCCCCAUUACGACGGAACAACAUCCUGGACCGCGUUCAAGCUACAGUUUGAGACACUUAUGGAGGCUUAUGGUUGGACUCAGAAGGAAGCACAGUCAGCCCUCACCCUGGCCCUCCGUGAUCAAGCGCUCUCAGUGCUGGAAGCUAUCGGCGCAAGUGGGGAUCUCAGCUUUAGUACCCUCCUCGACGCACUUGAGGCACGUUUUGGAGACAGCCACCUCGAGCACGUGUACAGAGCGCAAUUAAAAGAGCGUACUCAGCGUGCUAAUGAGAGUCUACAGCAAUGGUCCGUGGAAAUCGAGAAACUUGUGCGUCGAGCUUUUCGGUCGACUCCAUCAAUGAUUGAAGGCACGCUUCUCCAAGCAUUCAUUGACGGUGUUCGGGACCCCGAAGUACGAGCUGCUGUUCAUCUGGGCCAUCACAAGAACAUGAAAGAAGCUCUGGCCUAUGCAUUGGAAGUGGAAGCCGUGCGUGGUAACUCCCGUACCUUACGUCUGCGGGAAAUGACGACAACGGAGCAGGUACCUCCACGCCGUCGGAACUUCAUGUGCUAUGGAUGCGGAGAGCGUGGGCACAUGCGGAGCGACUGCCCGAAGAAGUUCACAUCGGACGGCUCAGUGCAUCGGUCAGGAUUUGCAGCGGCUUAUUACAUUGACGUGGAUGAAUGUGCGGAGAACAAUGGUGGUUGUCAACACGAGUGUCGCAAUACCCUGGGUGGGUAUGAGUGUGCGUGUUACAGUGGCUUCACAUUACACGCCAACGCACACGACUGCAAGGAAGGAGGCUGCAAACAUGACGUCACGCAACCACAUGGCACUAUUUUCAGUCCAAACUACCCUGCUACAUACCCACCCCGGAAAGACUGCGUGUGGCAGUUCUCCACGACACCGGGCCACAGGAUCAAACUAGUCUUCCAGAAGUUUGAGUUGGAACCACACCCUGAAUGCGCCUACGAUUAUGUGACGCUAUACGACGGCGCGUCAGCAGACGAGAAGACGCUUGGUCUUUUCUGCGGGAACCGGCUACCACAUCCUAUCGUAGCGUCACAGAACCAGAUGUACGUGGUCUUCAAAUCUGAUGGUUCCGUUCAAAGAAGCGGAUUCCUGGCUAAUCAUUCUACUGCUUGUGGCGGUUACCUGGCAGCAACAGAGGCAGUCCAGCACUUGUACUCGCAUGCUCGCUACGGUGACAACGCGUACGAAUCUCGGGCUAACUGUGACUGGAACAUUGAAGCUCCUCGCAACCACUUCGUGAAGCUCACCUUCUUGACUUUCGAACUGGAACCAGAAGCUAAUUGCCACUACGACUACGUGCAAGUGUUUGGAGGAUUAGAUGGCAGUGGAGGAAAUUAUGGUACCUUCUGCGGAACUAAGAUGCCACCUGAAAUAGUAUCAACUUCCGAAGCCCUCCUCAUAAGAUUCCGUACAGACGACUCUCUAGUGUUCAAAGGCUUCUCAGCGUCAUAUCAGAUGGUGAAGCCCGUGUGGAGUGAAGAAGACAGCUUGGAAGGCGCUGAGUAUGAUGAAGAGGAAGAUGAGAGGAUGCCCCCUUUGGUCGUCGGCAGGAGGGGCCUGCGGGCCUCCAUGCCUCGCUUCGUACGUCGUCCUACGUGACGCUGGCCGCUACCCCGACACCCGAGACAUCGCCGACCGCACCGCAAUAGCCGGACCUAAUCGGUUACACCGUUAUUUUUUAUAAUUUGGCAACACUGAAAAAAACCACUAUUAUCCGAGAAAUUUUGACGUUUAGAGUUCAUAGUUGCCAUAUAAAAUUCAAUUUAAGUACAAUUUUUCGACAUUAUAUUUGUUUGUGAUGUUAGUUUUUUAUUAGAUAUUAUUUUAUUGUAGAGCAAUGCGGUCAGUUGCUAUUAUAACAAUUACGAUAAAGACACUAUUUUGAAAUGUUAUUUUUUACGACUGAAUAAAAAUGUAAAUAAAUUAAUAUUCCUAGUCUAAUUUAGGUCUAUUACUUAAUAUAGUGGUUACCAUUGUAAUACUCGUACGAGAUUAUGUAUGAAUCGCGUUAUCCAUAUAAGUGAUGUUAUUUAUUAUCAUAAUGAUAAUCUAGCCUACUACCAAAGAAAUGUUCGUAGCUCUCAUUAGUAACAGUUUUUACAUAAAGUUUAUCGCAUUUUCAUUAUGUAUUUUCAAGAGGAAAGCUAUUGUAACCGCUAAUCGAUGUUAGACAAGCGCACAUAGAAUCAUUAAUAUGCAUUUAUAUGAACUAAUCUAAUUUAGAGGAUAGAAUUUGAGACAAUAUAUAAUUUUAAGAGCUAGUAUAAGAUGUAAAAAGUUAUUUUAUAAUAGGUGUUCAAUUCAUAUCAAAACGUGAAUACAUUUAUUGUAUAUUGUAUACUAUUGAAUAAGCACUUUCCUGAAUAUUAGAAUACCUACCUAGAAUUUUGAUUAUUUUGGCGAACAGAAGUCAAUACCUACUCUCUACAUUUUAAACUUUUUCCUUAAUUUUACUGUAAAGUACACGAAAAGUAAAGAUCAUCAAAAGAAUCAACGAUUUAUUUUUGCUUUCAAAAGGUAAUUUUGAUUGUACCUACCUACAUAAUUUUGUACUUAAUAACUAAGAAAACAAAAACUAAUACUGCAUGUAAUUUAACAUAUUUUUAAUUCUUGUUGAUUUGUGACAGUUAAUACUUUUAAUACAUAAAUAUUGAAGUCAUAUUUCUAUCUUUCUUAGUUGUCAUUGUGCCAAUGGGAUACUUAGUUACUGUUAAAAUGCCAUAGACUAAAUUAGGAUAGUGUUUUGUAACUUAAUUAUGAAUAUUUAUACGUAGGAAUGUUAUUUUUAUUAAAAU
Molecule: messenger RNA, 6464 nt
Organism: Spodoptera exigua (beet armyworm)
Lineage: Eukaryota; Metazoa; Arthropoda; Insecta; Lepidoptera; Noctuidae
Source: the annotation of a GenBank genome assembly